Messenger RNA from Diachasma alloeum, 3999 nucleotides. RefSeq names its product kinesin-like protein KIF20B. The record is from RefSeq and is a predicted model, not a curated record. Gene Ontology annotation, molecular function: microtubule motor activity; ATP binding; microtubule binding. Bases 1 to 3999 code for a protein of 1332 amino acids. Gene Ontology annotation, biological process: microtubule-based movement; mitotic spindle organization. NCBI's taxonomy places the organism in Eukaryota, Metazoa, Arthropoda, Insecta, Hymenoptera, Braconidae. The transcript is spliced from 3 exons.
AUGAGUUACUCGACAGAGAAUUUGUUCGAGUCUACCAGGUUAUCGGAGGACAGUUCUAGAUCCUCUAGAAGACCGCAGUCUGUGAACCUCAACGAGACUCGCACGAUAAAACGCGAAUUGACUGACGACUUUGCAGACUCACUAAAUGGAUCCCGCACAUCACAAACAGUCAAAGUAUUCUUGCGUCUCAAGCCAAGGACCCCGAAAACGAAACGUGCCAAAAAAAUCCAAGAAGAAAUGUACGUUGUCUCCGAUUCGAAAACCCUCCUCACAAAAUUCCCUUCCCCAGACGGCUGCUCCACCAGAAGAUUGAAAUCGAGUGAGGCGACUAGUAAAAAGUUUUCCUUCACUAAAAUUCUUACUCUUAAUUCCUCCCAAGAUGAGGUUUUUAAGGACUGCACAGGUGACACAAUUCUCGAUUUUUUAUCUGGUCAAAACUCCACGGUGAUGACUUAUGGGACCACAGACUCUGGUAAGACUUUCUCGCUUUACGGCUCUUUAGAAUCACCUGGAAUAAUUCCUAGAAGUAUUGAAUUCAUUUUCUCUGCUGUAAAUUGUACUCUCUCACCAUGGUACAAGCCUCUUCCUAGUUUCGAAAUCGUUAGUUUGGAUGAGAAGAAGUGUCUCGCCGAGUCAAUGGCACAAGAGAAAUUGUUAUCGAAACUUCAGAACAAAGUCAAUACCAUCGACACCUGGAAACUUUUAGAAGAUUCCGCAGAUGAAGAGUACAGAGAACCUAGUGGGGAGGCUCUUUACUCCGCCUGGUUGUCCUUUGCUGAAAUCUACAACGAAAAUAUUUAUGAUUUACUUGGAGAAGUCGAUGAAGGCAAGACUUCCCCCUUGAAAUUGGCCACUGAUAAGCAGGGGAGGUCCUUCAUCCCUGGACUGACUAUGAUCUGUGUUACUACUGGUCUAGAAGCUUAUCAGGUUCUCCUCACUGGACAAUCGAGGCUGAGUGUGUCGUCAGAGCCGUCAGACAGUGGGAGUUCCCUCUCCCAUUCCAUUUUCUCCAUUACUUUGUUGAAGUACUUCAAAGAAUGCGCUGUUGAUGAUGUUGAGGUGAGUACGUUGACCUUUUGUGAUCUAGCUGGAUCGGGAAGAAAUAAAUUGAACGUCACGGCCAGUGGAGAGUCUCUGAAGGAAGCGAGAAAUAUCAAGGCUGGGCUAUUAGCUCUGGGAAAAUGUCUCCAGAGUGUUCACGAUCGUCAAUCCAGUAAACUUAAUUCUGAGGCUGUUGGAGCCUUCCGAGAAUCAAAACUGACGAGACUCUUCCAAAGGUGUCUGUCAGGUAAGGAGCAAUUGACGAUUAUUGCUCAUCUAAAUCCAUCUCCGGAUUUUUAUGUUGAGAAUCAGAGCAUUCUGCACUUGUGCUCCAUUGCGAGGAGGAUUACUGUGCCACCCGGGAAGGAAUUGAAGAAAAUUUCUGGAUCGCAGUUGACGAUUCCCAGUCCUAUAAAGGAUAUAGCUCCCGCAACUGAAGAGAGCCCUGUGAAAAUUGAAGAUAAAUAUGAAAAUGAAUACAGGGAAUUGGAAGAUCAGAAUUCAAUCCUGAAGAAGGAAAUAGAAAUCCUGAGAUCAAACGCAACAGUUCGGGAAUUAAAAAUUCGGGAGGAGAUGGCAAACUUCUGCUCUACAAUGAUGAAGGACAUGGAGUCAAACUGGAGGAUGCAUGCCCGAGCGAUUGAAGAAGAUCAAGAAGACUUAUUGAAGUGGUCAGUAAAGCAGGUGGAGACAUUUUACAAAGAGCGAAUUGACAGUCUGACCAACAGGAAAAGGAGGAGGAGAGACUCUGAUGAUGACGUGAACGACUCUCAAUCUUCAUUAGAUAUUCUCGAGGCUGAGAAUGCUCGAAUCACCACUAAAUACAUGUCUGUGAAAGAAACAUUGAGAGCUACUAAAAAGGAAUGUGAUGCUCUGAGGACAGAGAAGAACACCUGUGCCUUCGAACUGGGAUUAGCCAAUGAAGAGCUGAGGGAAAUUAGGGAAGUUCUGUCAUCAGAACAUGAAUGCUCUUCAUUCGAGUACAAAGACUUGCUGAAAUACCUGAAGCUGGUGAUAUUUAAAAAAAACGAGACAAUUAAAUCUCUCGAAGAAUCAUUAGAUGAGCUGACGCGGAAUCAAUCGCGUGAGCAGAUUGAAGCUGAAGACCCUGAGAAUGAGUCCCAGAAUACGACGGAUGAAGUCAGCAGUAUUUUCGUUGUGAACUCAAUGCAGUCAAAUUCAUCAGAUUCGAGCUCUGAUACCAUUGGGCCUCAAUCAUCUUUAUCAAGUAUUAUAACUGUUGAAAAUCUUCCGGAAUUUCAGACCAUGAACCCAUCCACCAAGAUUACUCCCAAUAUUUUUGAGACAAUCGAUAAAACUCUGGACUUGAUAAAAAUGGACAGACAAGGAGACUCGGGUAUUGGCGUCAGCAGCAGGAUAUCCUCCAGCACGAGGAAUAGCAUGAUGACUGAAACAGAAGACAAGAGCACCCAAACAUCAAGCCCUCGAGAAUCAGAACAUCCCAAAAAAGAGAUUGAGCAGAAAGUGAAUCAAUUAAAAUUGGACUACAAAGCUCUGCAAUUAGAGCACCUCGAAGGCUCCAUCCGCAUCAACGAGCUAUCAAAAGAGCUCGAGCACAUUCGCCGAGUCAUGCAGAACCUAAAGGAAAUGAUGUCCCAGAGUGAUCAGAAAAUCGUUGAAUAUCAACUGAAACUAGCAAGCCAGGAGGUUGACCUAGAAAACUUGAAGGAAUGCAAUAUCGAGUUAGAAAGUAAACUUUCAAAAGCAUACUUGGACCAGGAGAAGUCCUCCCUCCAGUGCAUAACCACCCACAUCCACAAGAUUAAUAAACUCUCAUCAGAACUAGAAGAAAAAACGUGUACAAUAAAUUCCCUGAACCAAAGAAUCUCGACUAUUGAACGUGAUCUCCAGAUGGUGCACAAUUUAGAGGAUAGAGUCAGUGAUUUUUCUGUUAUUCUUGAGAAGUGUAAAAGAGAGAAGGAGGAAUUGAGGGAGGAAUUGCAGAAGCGUCUGCGGAGCCAAUCGUCUCUGGAGUGCAGGCUGAAGUUAUUGUCGUCGAGGGUGCAGGACAGGGAAAAUGAAAUCACGUCUCUGAGGACUGAUUUGGCUGGCAUGGUGAGAAUGAACACAGUGAAUGGUGAACGGGUGAAUGAAUUGGGUGAGGGUAUCGCCAAUGCACUAGACAAGUUGACAACAGUCAAGGAGGAAAUGAGGCGAUCGGAGGUAGAGAGGAGGGAGCUUGAACGUACCUCGUCCCAUGAGAUUUCCAAUCUUGCUGCGCGCUUCAAGCGAAGCACUGCCAUGCUGAAUAUGAUUCAUGAAGGCAAUGACGAUGUCAGAGGUGAAUUGGCGAAAAUGAAAGAAUUGCUAUUGAAGAAAGAGAGAGAGAUGGCGUUAUUCAAGAAAAAUAGAGAGAGUACAAUUAGGAGGUAUGAAUUGCUAGUUCGAAAACUUCAGGGAGACGUUGAACGAAAUAAUCGAGAGUUGCUUCGUGCUAGAGGACAUUCAAAACGUGCGAUAUCAAAGGAAUCUUUGGAAUCAGUUGAGCAAGAAAGUUCGAGGGAAGUUCAUGAGGACUCUUUGAUUAAAGGGAAAAGUUCUAGAAGAACGCUCAAUGUUAAAAACAGAUCUAGGCAUCAUUGUAGAUUGACUUGCUCCGCGAAACGAUUGAGCUCGCACAUUGUUGCUUCGCUAACGUCGUUGGAGGCCGCCAAAUCCAAUAAUUGUGAAGUUGUGAAUAUUGAGAAACUCGCACCCAAGAAGAAGGUGAGUAGUACCCACUUCAAGGUUCUUGAAGCAGAUCGCAGAGAACUGACGAUUCCACGUGAGGUGACGACUCCUAGCAUAACGUCAAGCAGUGAUGACUCUAGCACCGACUACAAAGAGUUAUCUAACUGGAUGAAAGUUAAACGGACGAAUGGUCGAACACAGUUCGUAAUUCGUCAGGCUGAGAUAACUGUAGAGAAUGUAGUCAAAAGAUCAAUCUCAGAAAGUUGA